Molecule: messenger RNA, 3072 nt
Organism: Penicillium cosmopolitanum
Lineage: Eukaryota; Fungi; Ascomycota; Eurotiomycetes; Eurotiales; Aspergillaceae
Product: putative ARID/BRIGHT domain protein (SWI1)
Exons: 1
Coding region: 1-3072 (1023 amino acids)
Biological process (GO): regulation of transcription by RNA polymerase II
Cellular component (GO): SWI/SNF complex; nucleus
Molecular function (GO): transcription cis-regulatory region binding
Source: RefSeq, a predicted model, not a curated record
AUGAACGCCUGGCUCGCCGACGCCUCGAACAUCCCUGGCCAGGAGAAUGGGGCCUUUAAUCCUUCAACGAUCGACCCUUCGGCCGCUUUCCUCCAUGCUUCGUCGACCCCUCAGGAUCCUAACCAGUUCCAGCGCAUGUUCAACAAUGGCGUGCCGCGGAAUGCCUCGCCAGGCUUCCACAACCCCAACCAAGUGAUUCCAUCAAAGCGGCCUCGACCGGAAGAUGGGAUGCCUAUGUCGCCGCGCCCAGGACCUGGCGGCGUGAAUGGUUCGCGAUCGCAAACUCCUCAUCAAGUUCCAUAUCCCGGAUAUCAGGGAGGUACCAAUGGGGCAGCGCAGUUUUCGCAACACCCUACUCCUUAUCAACACCUUCAACAGCAGACCGCGUCGCCUAAUGUAACACAGUCGCCUAUCAUGCAGCAAGACUUUGAUCAAGGAAGCGUCCGGGUGGGAACGGCAUCUCCAAGUCCUUUCUCACCAGCUGGUCCACAUGUUGGCGGUGGUGGCGGCUCACACAUGUCACCGUCACAGUCAGACCAUGGAAGCCGUGUGAACACCCCACAGAACAACAACUUCAUGCCAGGGCAAGCAUACCCUCAGGGUAUGCCUGGUCAAUUCCAGCAAGUUCCGGGGAUGAACCAAGGCCAACAACCCUCUAUGCCGCCACAGCAGCUCAAUAGCAUGCAACAAAUGCCACAUCAAUACCAUCAAGCGAUAGCCGCCCAGCAGCAACGAUUGCGCGCCAUGCAAAUGCAGAACCAAGGGCAACAGAUGCCAGGUCAGCAGAUGCCAGGUCAGCAAAUGCCAGGGCAGCAAAUGCAAGGUCAACAGAUGCCGGGUCAACAUAUGCCGGGUCAACAGAUGCCGGGUCAACAGAUGCCAAACCAGCAGAUGAAUAUGAAUCCUCAGAUGGCCGGGCGUCCUGGCCCCGGCGGUAUGAAUGCUAUGGCCAAUCCUCAGCAGAUGGCGGCCAUCCGUCAAAUGCAACAAAACAUGCCGAAACCUAACAACCCUGAGAUGUUCCUGCGCGGUCUACAGAAGUUCAUGAUGUCCAGAAACCUCCCCUUUGACCCCAGCCCGGUCAUUUGCGGCCGCCCGAUCAACCUUGUGCAGCUUUAUGGAACUGUUAUGAAGAUGGGCGGGUCCAAGAAGGUGACUGGGAUGAAUAUGUGGCCUGCAGUUGCACAGCAACUUCAAUUUCCUCAGAUGCAAUUUCCUUCAGCUGCACAAGAGGUGCGCGACUACCACCAGCGGAACUUGGCACCGUACGAACAAGCAUACCUCGGCUCGCAGCAGAAGCAGUUCGACCAGAUGCAGCAGGGCGGUAUGCCUCGCCAGCCCAGCGACCCUUCGGCCAUGCAGCAGUUUCAAUCACCCACCGCCAAACCAGGUCAGAACUUCGAACAGCCUCAACAAAUUAAUCACUCUCCUCAAAACAAUACUCCCGUCGCCAAUCAUGUUCAAGCUGCUCAGGCCAAUGGUUUCGCCACGCCAACACAAGCCAGAAGCCAGAGCAAGCCUCCCCAGUCUGGACAACGACUUAGUGUUUCCCGCCCAUCUCAGCCUCCAGCCCCUAUGCCGGAGGGACAAUUCACCGCGCCCUCCCCUUCACAACAAUCAAAGGGCGCGCCGCCAACCCCCAAAACACAACCACGGCAACCAGCACAAAAAAUGGAAGAAUUUGUCAAAAAGCCAAUAGAGGAUCCGUUCAAGCCCAUGGUUCUCACAGAAAGACGUCUUCAUGGGCCCAUUGCAGUGGACGAGAUGUACCAGAUUGGUGAUGAUAUCUCAAGGCUUCGGCCAAUAGCACCAAGCUUUGCCGAGCUCGGUGUGAUCGAUAUUCAUGCUCUUACCAUGAGUUUGAAGUCAGGCAUUCAUUCCGAGAUUCGCGUCUCUCUCGAUACCCUGACCACUCUUUCUUGUGAGCCACAGGUGCAAAUCUCUCUUGAGAACUGUGAUGAUUUGGUGGAGAGUCUUGUUGACUGCGCUGAAGACCAAGCAGACUUCCUGGCUGAAAACAUCCCAGAGUCCUCGGAUACGAUUAUUCUCCGUUCUUACGAGGAAGUGGUCAGAGGCUGCCACUCUGAACACGCAUCUCUUGCCGAUGUGCCUGAGUUUGGAAGCCUUGAUUAUGACCUUGACCGAGCGGUGGAGCGACUCAUCUGUGUUACCACCAUUCUUCGCAACUUCUCCUUCAGCGAAUCGAAUUUUGGAGUUUUGGGAAUGCCUGCAGUCACCCAAUGCUUUGCUAAUAUCUUCCGGAAUAUUGGAACUCGAAAGAUGUUCUUGCGACGUGAUCAGAACACAUUGAACUUGAUGAAAGAUGCUGUGGUUUUCAUGGGCAACCUCGCCCACUCCAUGCAAAUACCCGGAAAGGAUGAAGCGUUGAGCCUUUUGCAUUUCCUUCUAGCAUUCUCACCAUUGCCCGAGGCCACCUCAAAACAAGGCCAAGCUAUGUUUUCGGAAUUCAAUCCCUCCAUUCACCGGUACACCCCCGCUGCCGUCGACGGUCUCGCCAAGCUACUUGCAAGAGAUGAUCCUAACCGGGCCUACUUCGCUGCCAUCUUCUCUGGUGAUGGAUCUGCACCGCCUCAGCCGGAUCUCCUGACGCGCGCAUUUGGACUUGCGAUAUCCUGCGUUCCUCAUAACAAGGCCCUGGGAGUCGUGGAUGCUCGCAAGGUGUUCCUUCUGCAGGGUCUCUUGGCCGCCGAUGUGCUGACUUCGUUCGCGGAUGGGCCCAUGGCUAAAUCAUGGCUUGGGUCUGUGGAUGGCUUCGCCAUUCAUCUCCUCCGACUAUCCUGCGCCCUAUGCACGGACCGCAUCCCCCAGAUCAACAUGCGCCAACGAGCACAAGAACCCGAAGCAUAUGCAUUUGGAGCACUUGUUCAUCGUGGACUGGCCAUUCUGCGCCGCCUUGCCGAGAAGUCCAAGCAAGUGGACAAAUCCUCCUCUCUAUGCUUCCCGUCUGGGAUCACCCCUCGCAAAGAGAGUCUUCUUGGGGCUUUGCUACUUCCGAACAUGGACCCGAAUAUCAUCCGUCAACUCGUCAGCUAUGCUCGACUCGCCGAGUAA